AUGUCAAAAGCGGUUCGUGAUGCGAUUUAUACGAUGCUUGCUAUUGUUACAACUUACUUGAUUAGUAAUAGCCUUCAUCUAAUUCUUACUAUUUUGGAAAGAUCGAAAACGUCAUUAUUACGUGAUCCAGAUGAUCCGAUGAUGGCAAGUACAUUUCAUACUGUAUUCUCGGAUACCGUUAGUUUCGUAUAUAUGUUUACCAGUGCAAUACGUAUUAUUAUCUAUUUCAUAUGUAAUCCGAUAAUACGCCAACAUCUGCGAACAACUUUAACGCAAAUAUUGAGAAUGUAA
Thelazia callipaeda (thelaziosis nematode) is the source of this 291-nucleotide messenger RNA. Lineage: Eukaryota; Metazoa; Nematoda; Chromadorea; Rhabditida; Thelaziidae. The record is from the annotation of a GenBank genome assembly.